This is a messenger RNA of Trypanosoma theileri, 2778 nucleotides long. RefSeq names its product chloride channel protein. Gene Ontology annotation, cellular component: intracellular membrane-bounded organelle; membrane. The transcript has a single exon. Bases 1 to 2778 code for a protein of 925 amino acids. Lineage: Eukaryota; Euglenozoa; Kinetoplastea; Trypanosomatida; Trypanosomatidae. Gene Ontology annotation, biological process: transmembrane transport; chloride transport. Gene Ontology annotation, molecular function: voltage-gated chloride channel activity. The record is from RefSeq and is a predicted model, not a curated record.
AUGGCGAACCCAUCAGCACCACCACUCAGCAGUGGAAUGGAAGGAGGAGUUCCCUCCAAUCAAGGUCGCCGCAGAGGGAGUAUAUUUAGUUCACUGCGUAAUAUUCACAGAGAUCGUGGAACAGGUGCGUGGUUUGAAGAAUUGGCAGAACAAGUAGAAGAGGAAGGCGAUGCUGCUUUUGUUCGUCCUCGAGCUCCUCUAUUUGAAAAAUCGGCACGUCCACAUGUAUUUUCAUCUGAGGAGCGAAGACGAAUGGAUAAUUAUGAAAGUAUUGAUUAUAGUGAGGUUCAAUCUUUAGUUUACAAGGCACAAAUGUCUCAACGAAAGAAGGGACGUCGUUGGCUUAAGUGGAUUAUGUUUAUAGCCGUUGGUAUAUGUGUGGGACUCUGGUCUGUAUUGUUAUUUCAGACACUUGAAUUUAUGGCUAAUAAAAAGAAAGGUCUCUUGGAGCAAUUUAUUAAUUACCAGGGGAAUAAUAAUAAAACUACUACUAUUAAUACUAAUAGUAGUAGUAGUAGUAGUAGUAGUAGUAAUACUAUUCUAGGUCAAAAUAACUUAUCAACGAACGAGUUAAAUUGGAAAUCAAUAGGAAGAGGUUAUGGUGUAUACAUUCUCUGGAGUGUACUCGCUGCAAUGCUUUCUUCACUGUGUUGUGUUGUAAUGCCUAGUGCGGCAGGGAGUGGUGUACCGGAUGUUAUGGCAUACUUAAAUGGAAUAAUGUUUCCUCGUAUAUUUAACAUCCGUAAUUUAAUUAUAAAAACACUUUCAUGUAUUCUUGCCGUUUCUUCUGGACUUCCUGUUGGUGCAGAGGGACCUAUUAUUCAUAUUGGUUCACUUAUCGGUGCUGGCAUUCCAACAGGACGUAGUCGUACACUCCACUGUAGUGCCAGUUCUUUGCUUUCAUCAUUUCGAAAUCCACGAGAUAUGCGGGAUUUUAUUUCUGCAGGUGCCGCAUGUGGGAUGACAUCCGCUUUUUCAUCUCCUAUCGGUGGAAUGCUUUUUGUAAUGGAGGAAGUAGCAACUUUUUUUCCAGUUAAAUUAGCCUGUUUGGUAUUUGCCUCUUGUCUUUCAUGUAUGUGCGUUAUUCAAAUUGUGAAUACUUAUUUAAGUGGAUGGCAAUUAUCUAUUCAUCCUUCUAUACCAUCAGGAGAAUUUAGACCAACUGCUAUUUCUAUGUUUACAGUGGAUACUAUACCUGGAAAUCGUGUUCCUAUGAAUUUACUCACUUUUAUUCCUACUGUAGUGGGUUCUAUUGCCCUUGGCUUGUUGGCUGUAAUUUAUACAGUUUCAAGUAUAAAAUUUACACGAUGGCGUUCUAAACAACUUGUGCCGAGAACACCAUUACGUGUAUUAGAACCUUGCUUAUUUGUUUUUUUAUAUGCUACUUGUUGUUAUUUCCUUCCACUGGCCUUUAACUGCGUAGAGGUUCCAAAAUAUGUAAAGGAUCAUAAAGAGGAAUUAAAUUUUGAGUUUUUUACUGCUUUUUGUACAGAUCAGGAAAAUACAUUUAAUCCAUUGGCAACACUUACCUUAACAAGCCCUUAUAAUGGUAUUCGUAUUUUACUCUCCAGACAUACUUCAUCCUUGAUACCAUGGUAUACAUGUCUGCUGCAAUUAAUACUAUAUACACUUGGAUCUAGUUAUGCGGGAGGUAUGUUUAUCUCUUGUGGUACUGUCAUUCCAUCACUUUUUAUAGGAGCUAUUGGUGGAAGAUUUAUUGGUGUUAUAUUUGGAAAUAAUGUUUGGGCAGAUCCUGGAGUUAUCGCAUUAAUAGGAUCAGCAUCCUAUUUCUCAGGUAUAUCACGUUUAUCUUUUUCACUCAUUGUUAUUAUGAUGGAAUUAACUUCAGAUCUUACACAUAUUACAUGUCUAAUGGUGGGAGUUAUCAUUGCAAAGGCAUUAGCAGAUCGCUGUUGUCAUUCACUUUAUCAUUCACUAUUAGAAGUAAAAGCAGUCCCUUUUCUAGAGGCUCAAACAAGUGUACAUAAACUUGAUAUGUUUUGUGCUAAAGAUAUUAUGACACAUCCACCAAUAACACUAAAAUCUAUUGAAAAAGUAACAGAUGUGAAGGAAUUAUUAAAAUCUACUCCACAUAAUAAUUUUCCUGUUAUAUCGAUUUCAAAAGGAACCUAUGAAGGCGUUAUUUCACGAGCUCAAUUAGAACUCUUAUUAUGGUUUGUUUACUUUAGGGAUGUAGAAGGGAAAAAGAGAGAAAUAGAGAGUGAACGACCCUAUAGUAGUUGUGGUCCUACUAAAAGCAGUAGUGAAUAUGAUGAUGAGACACAGUGUGGAGUAAUGACACCAUUGGAUAACGAUGAUUUCUAUUCACCUAUUGGCGAUGCAUUUAAUUCUAUUAAAAAGAAUGAUAGUGAUAACAGAGAAACCAUACAAAGAUUAGCCCAACAACAAUCUCAUGCCACCUAUACCGAUUUAAAAGAAGUAAAUGAAGUUAUUUUUUGGAGACGUUUACCAUCCUUACCGUCUCUAGAACUUCUACCGGAAAGUAUCUCACAAUCUUACAUUGAUCUUGCACCUUAUGUAGAUUUAAGUGCAUAUUAUGUACGUGAUGUGAUGUGUAUAUCAAGAACAUAUUAUAUAUUCCGUCAUCUUGGACUGCGACAACUGCCCGUUGUCGAUCGCUGCAAUCGAGUGGUGGGUGUUAUCACGCGCAAGAAUUUUGUGGGAGAUCGUCUGCACGAGCGCUUGAAAGAAGCGGAGGAAGUGGCGAGAAGAGCCGCAAGUGAAAGAGCACGAGACUUGUACAAGAAGUAUUACUAA